This is a messenger RNA of Misgurnus anguillicaudatus (oriental weatherfish), 1313 nucleotides long. NCBI's taxonomy places the organism in Eukaryota, Metazoa, Chordata, Actinopteri, Cypriniformes, Cobitidae. The record is from RefSeq and is a predicted model, not a curated record.
GCAACAUACAGGCAGCUGGAAGUUUGGGGAGGAGUCUCUCCAAACAUUUCCUCCGUUCAUAAUCUUUAUUUAUUUUUCUUCUUUCUGCUGCAAAUGAGCGCACAUGCAAUUUGUAAGGCAAGCUUCUUGCGGGCUACCAUUUUUAAUAAUAAUCCCAGGUCUUGCACGCGUGACCUCGCGUUCUUUCCUUGUCACUUUUCGCGUGCGUUUGGUUGUGAGACGUAGUUUGCGGACCGGGACAAAGUUGUCAGCGAAUCUUCCUAUGGUAAAGUCAUGCAGUGUGAAACCCCCUGUCGCCAAUCCAUCAUGCAGUCUGAAAACAGUACCCCAGAUAGUCAUGCAGUGUGAAAAGAUCUGUGACCCGACAAGUUUGAAAAUCAUGCAGUCUGAACUCGGCAUAAGUAAGCAUUCGCAAUUUAAGACCACAAAACCGAAGUCCACAUGAAGUGCGCCAUUUGGGACACGGCCUAUAAGGUUUAAAAUAAAAAUAGCUCUCUUUCAUCAUAUCUUAGCGCCCUCUCCUUGGGAAACUGAGACUUCAGUGUGCAGAGCUGCUUGAGAGCUACGGCGUGCCUGUUCGUGACCCCACCGUCUUUCACUUCCUGUGGGUGGUCGACUUUCCCCUUUUCGUACCCAAAGAGGAUAACCCAGAGAUGCUGGAGUCUGCCCAUCAUCCCUUCACCGCCCCAGUACCCGAGGAUACCCAUCUGCUGUACAACAAUCCCCAAAAGGUGCGAGGCCAGCAUUACGACUUGGUUCUGAAUGGCUGUGAGAUCGGUGGAGGCUCCAUUCGUAUCCACAAUGCCUCUCAGCAGCUGUACGUCCUGAAGUCGAUCCUCAAGGAAGACCCUUCCCUUUUGGCCCAUCUGUUGGAGGCUCUGGAGUCGGGGGCUCCUCCGCACGGUGGUAUCGCGUUAGGGCUGGAUCGACUGAUCUCCAUCAUUGUAGGAGCUCCCAGUAUAAGAGACGUCAUUGCUUUUCCAAAAUCGUUCAGAGGCCACGACCUCAUGAGUCACGCUCCAGACUUUGUCUCUGAAGAUGACUUGAAGCCCUACCAUAUAUCAGUGAUCUGGCCCAACGUGGAUACAAAGGGUCAGCGGGAUAAUUAAGCUCUUAAACCGUUGAUAUGAGUAUGAUGUUCAUGAUUUCCGUGGGGACCAUGUGCUCGCCAUUUAUGCUUGUACCUGCUUGUGGGCUUUUUCAUUGGUGUAGACAAAUCAGAAGUCAACAGAUCGAUCAAACAUCCUCAUCAAAGCUGUAUUUAGUGUUUUCAAGUGCAAAUCUUUUAAAUUAAAAUCUUUCAAAUCUCUAAA